This is a messenger RNA of Hylaeus volcanicus, 2306 nucleotides long. RefSeq names its product protein dachsous-like. Bases 564 to 2306 code for a protein of 580 amino acids. NCBI's taxonomy places the organism in Eukaryota, Metazoa, Arthropoda, Insecta, Hymenoptera, Colletidae. The record is from RefSeq and is a predicted model, not a curated record. The transcript has a single exon. Gene Ontology annotation, molecular function: calcium ion binding. Gene Ontology annotation, cellular component: plasma membrane. Gene Ontology annotation, biological process: homophilic cell-cell adhesion.
CAGCGGAUAGCACGGCGUGCCAGCAGGCGAAGAGGGAAAGAGAGAUAUAGCCCGGCACGUACGCGUCGGUAGAACGAAAGGAGGAAGAACGGGAGGAAACGAAGGAAGAGGCUGCGAGGAGGAACGAAGGCGGAGCGAGAGAGACGUGGAACGGUGUCGAGAUAGGCUCUCGCGUUCGCGGAAGGAAUUUCCACAAGGUAUCGGCGACACGGCGAACACCGCGCUGGGAAAACUAGAAGACGAUAGAGAACGUCGCGCGGGGACAAUCGGCGGUUCGGUGAUUACGAGAGGAAAAGCCAGGAUAAAACGUGAUUGUGCUUGGUGGUGGUGCUGCUGGUGGGUGAUCAGUGUGCCGGUGGAUCGCAUACUUGUGCUUUCUACCGUCGGUUUUAUCGAAAUCGUAUUCUCAUUUCGGAGCGUGUCCGUGGGCCCGCGACGGAACGUUGGUAGGAUCGGUGGUACUCGAUUUCGCGUCCUCUCAAGAUCGAUCGUACGGGGAUGGAAAGAUCGAGAUAAUAGCGCGAGACGGAGGUGGAGGCGGCGGCGGUGGUGGAGGCCCCAGGAUGCGGCACCUGCUACUGUUCCUCGUCCUGGGAGCGACCCUCGCCCCGGGCACGUGGUCCGAGCACGUCAGAUACUUGGAGGUCUCGGAAAACGCGAGACCCGGCACCAGGGUAGGCUUCAUCAACGCCGACAGCCCGCCCUAUUUGAUAGUGUCGGUCUCCGGGUCCGCGGUCGAGUCGGAUUUGAACGUGGACCAUGCGACGGGAGAGAUCAGGACGAAAGUGUCGUUGGACCGCGAGACCAGGCCGUCUUACAGCCUGGUCGCGUUGCCGCAGAACAUUCAGGUGGUCGCGCUGCCGCAGAACAUUCAGGUGGUCGUGAAGGUGCUGGACGAGAACGACAACGCGCCAACGUUUCCCGUGGACCACGUGGACAUCGAGUUCCCGGAAAACUCGCCGCGCGACGCGAAACGCGCCUUGCCGCCCGCCAAGGAUCCCGAUCUCGGCCAGAACUCGACACAGAAGUACGAGAUCGUCUCUGGAAAUCACGGUGACGCGUUCAAACUGUCGCAGCACCGCGGCCGCGACGGGGUUCUCUAUUUGGAUCUGCAGAACUCUGGCUCCUUGGACAGAGAAGCCCGUUCCCAGUACCAUUUGGUGAUCGAGGCGGUGGACGGGGGCGUUCCUCCUCUCCGAUCGCGGCUUCGCGUGAACGUGACGGUGCAGGAUGUCAAUGACAAUUCUCCGAUCUUCAAUCAGACGACGUACGUUGCCAGCAUCCCGGAGAACGCGACCGUCGGCACCCCGGUACUCGCGGUGAACGCAACGGACAGCGACGCUGGGGACAACGGACGCAUAGAGUAUUCCAUCAAUCGGCGGCAAUCGGACCGCGAGGAGAUGUUUCGCAUCGAUCCCGAGACGGGCAUGGUGUACGUGAACAAGGCGCUAGACUUUGAGUCCAAGGAACGCCACGAGCUGGUGAUCGUGGCCAGGGACUGUGGCGCCCAGCCCCUCGAGGCGAGCGCGUUUCUCUCUGUGUGUGUCACCGACGUCAACGACAAUCAACCGGCGAUCACGAUCAUCUUCCAAUCGGACGACGCGACGCCCAAGAUCAGCGAGAGCGUUCAGCCGGGGGAGUUCGUGGCUAGGAUAUCUGUCAGCGAUCCUGACUCCAGGACCGAGUACUCGAACGCCACGGUCUCGCUGUCCGGUGACGAGGGAUACUUCGGAUUGGCCACCAGGGACAAUAUCAUCUACUUGGUCGUGGUCAAGAAGCCUCUGGAUCGCGAGAAGAAGCCAGUCUACGAUCUGUCGGUCGAAGCCACCGACGCGGGCACGCCUCCGCUGAGAGCCGUUCGAACCUUUCGGCUCCUCAUCACCGACGUCAACGACAACGCGCCCAAGUUCGCUCAGGAAAGGUACGAGGCGCACCUGCUGGAAGCCUCGGAGCCAGGCACGUCGGUGUUAAAGGUGACGGCCGUGGAUCUCGACGAAGGCGCCAACUCGGCCAUCAAGUAUUCUCUGUUGAACUCCACGUGGUUCACGAUCGACGAGACGUCCGGGCUGAUAACCACGAGGACCCACGUGGACUGCGAGGCAGAUCCGGCGCCGAUUCUAGUGGUCAUCGCGACGGACCGCGGUCAACCGCCGUUGAACAGUAGUGCGAUAGUGCGUGUGACGGUUCACGAUCUCAACGACAACGAGCCCAUCUUCGAGAAGCCGCUCUACAACGCUACGGUUUCGGAGGCCAUGCCCGUUGGAUCCUGCUUCCUCAAGGUGAGCUUUUGCGAACUUUUCACUUGA